CAUAUUGCAUAUUCUGGUUGACUCAAGUUCCAUAUGCAAUAAAGUCUAUCUUUCGGUGAGGUGUGGGAAAGGUAGGUUGGACUUGGACAGUUGGUUAUAGCGCGCUCGUGGUGAUUGCUCCUAUAGCUAUUGGGUCUCCCAUCUUUUCUGGUGCAAUAUAAGCCUUGAGUGAGUAAGGGUACUCACUAGUGACAGUGAAAUAAAGCUCUGAUCAUAGAGGUUUGUUGUAAAAUGAUGAAGCAAAGAAAGGAAGAAGCCGUGGCGGUUACCAGGGCGGCGCCACCACCUCCACCUCCACUUCCAAAAUUCCGAGCAGAAGAGAGCGUGACAAAGCGAGAAAUUGCCAAGUUUUGGAGGCAAAAACGGAUUGAAGAGGAGGAUCAUCUCCUUGCUGCUAUCAAAUCAGCAGCAAGACUCCGUGCACGCAAUCUCACGGAGAAAGAGUACCAGAGCUUCCAAUUGUCCUUGAAGAACGAUGAUGAAGAAGAAGAUGAAACCAAGGAAAUAACCAUGGACAAAGAAGUGCGCGUGGGAAUAAAGGAUUGGUGGACAAAAAGCAAGUAUGCAUAUCUGAAUCAACCUGCCUUAGAUUCCAUGGAUCCUCCUAAGAAACGAACCGCUGCUACAUAUGUUCCCAAUUUUCUUUCCUACGAGCCCAAGGCUCUCUAUCCUACCGCUAUUGGUGUCUUUUAAGCCAUGGAGGGAGGGAUCCCAGUAUUGUUUGUUAAUAGUGAGUAUAUGUGGAAUUACUGGUAGGAAUUCCCAUUUGCAUGUUUCGUUUGUGAUUCAAAAUUUGUGUGUUCACUGGGAUAAGCAUUGACUAUUUUGUGGGGUUUGGUCCUUUGAUGUAAAAUACUUUAUUGAAUAAUAAGAAAAUUUCCUAUUGAUUGUUAAA
Molecule: messenger RNA, 895 nt
Organism: Lotus japonicus
Lineage: Eukaryota; Viridiplantae; Streptophyta; Magnoliopsida; Fabales; Fabaceae
Exons: 3
Coding region: 232-693 (153 amino acids)
Source: RefSeq, a predicted model, not a curated record